Messenger RNA from Oryctolagus cuniculus (rabbit), 1455 nucleotides. The record is from RefSeq and is a predicted model, not a curated record. Lineage: Eukaryota; Metazoa; Chordata; Mammalia; Lagomorpha; Leporidae.
UCCCGGGGAGGGGUCUGCGCGUCCCCUAGGCGGCCUUCUGAGCAUCACAGCUCAAUCCCCCCAGGUGGGGGGAACUCAGGAGAAAUACAGACACCCAGGCCUCCCCCAAACCCACGGGCUCCGCAUUUGCAGCACCCUCCGCAGGUGGUCCAAUGGGCACUGCCCUUCAGCACAAAGCCCCCCGCCCCCCAUCCCUACUGGAACGGGCCUGAGUCUCCUCCCUUCAAAACUCUCUCUUGCCUUCCAGUCCCUCUAAGCGGAAACCACUUUGCAUGGGCUCCGGUCCAGGGUCCUCUGACUUCCUGCCCCAUGUCACAGACCCUGACCCAGGACGUGGGGCCUGAGACCCCUGUCCUGGGAGUGGCUGGAGAGGGCCGGGUAAGAGCAGGGCGGGUGGCAGCCUCUCACUUCCGGAAGCCGGCCAUGUGGACCUGAUGUCAAACAGCACGGUCCUCCAUGCUUGCUCACAUUUCUGCGCCUGGGGAAGGGAGUGGCCGCAAGCCUCCGGGCAGGCCACAGCAACCCCAGGAUCAAGGGCAGAGAGGCAGCGGGGCCUCAGCACCCCGCCAUCUGCCGCCAUGCACCCCCAUCUGGGCCGUCCCUUGCCCACGCAGGCCAGCAAAGCCGCAAAAACCGCGCGUUCGCUUUUAGGUGGCUUUUAGAUCACAGCUCUCGGGGCCAGCAAGGCCUUGGGCAGAAAUGAAAAGUUCCAGGCUGGGGGCCAGGGGUGGCGUGCAGAAAGGGCCCGGGCGUCUGAACAUGUUUAGCCCAAGGGGCAGGGAGUUAGGGGAAAAAAAAAAAAAAAAAGGCAAUUUGGGAGCAGCUCGGCUUCACCCGUUUGUAAGUUUGGGAAGUCGCAGGCGCCCGUCGGCCGUGGUUCGAGGCCCGAAGCGACCCGAAGCGACCCGAAGCUGGCCCAGCGUCACGAAUUCCAGCGAGGCAGCCGUGAAACGUUUCUUACCCAAGAACCACUUGUCCCGAGUGAUCAUCCGUGACAACCUGAGUGCCCAGCGCAUCUGUGAGGUGGAGAUAAGAGCAUCAGAGAAGACCAAGAAAAAGAUGAGCCACCUGCAUGACCACCUGAAGAAGAAGUUCAUGCUGGAACAGCUCCAGAAGCUGGGGCGCUGGAGGCGGGAGUCCAUGAGCAUCCGGCAGUACCUGUACAGCCUGCAGCCCGUGUACAAGUUCCAGCCCCACAAGAGAAGCCAGCCGCCCUAGCCAGGGCAGAGCCACGUGCCCAGGGCCACCGUGAUAUGCCCGUCUGACAGGAGGAGGCUGGGAAGAAGCCAGCCCACGCCGGCGUGGAACAAUAAACUGAGACCAGCAGACAGCAGAGCACACAAAAAAGAAAAAAACCACAAAACUGAGCAGCGCUCCUGUGCCUUGCCCCAGCCGUCGCCCGUGUGCUGGAGAAGGUGAUCGUGGCCGAGGAAAAAAUUCAGCCUUCAGUACCCA